ACAGGCAACCUGAAACAGUGGUUUGCUUGGGAUGGUGAAGCCUUCCAGAGGCACAUCGGCCUUGACUAUGGUCCUGUCGUGAAGUUGCACGGUAUGAUUCAGCGACCAAUGCUGUAUGUGUCAGACCCGAAGGCGAUACACAGUAUCUUAGUCAAGGAUGAGCCCUUCUAUCAAGAGAGUCCGGCUUUCACAGAAGUGGCUCGCGUAUCAUUCGGCCCUGGGUUGCUCUCUACGUUAGCAGACAGCGCAAGCCGCUGAAUCCCGUCUUUUCUAUCGCCCAUACACGACACAUGCUUCCAAUAUUUUACAAUGUCGUCUCGAAGUCCGACGAUGGGCAGGCUGGU
This is a messenger RNA of Rhodofomes roseus, 344 nucleotides long. RefSeq lists its product as uncharacterized. The record is from RefSeq and is a predicted model, not a curated record. Gene Ontology annotation, molecular function: iron ion binding; heme binding; monooxygenase activity. The coding region runs from base 94 to 258 and encodes 54 amino acids. The transcript has 5 exons. NCBI's taxonomy places the organism in Eukaryota, Fungi, Basidiomycota, Agaricomycetes, Polyporales, Fomitopsidaceae.